Molecule: messenger RNA, 7538 nt
Organism: Oncorhynchus kisutch (coho salmon)
Lineage: Eukaryota; Metazoa; Chordata; Actinopteri; Salmoniformes; Salmonidae
Exons: 35
Coding region: 134-4432 (1432 amino acids)
Biological process (GO): lipid transport; lipoprotein metabolic process
Cellular component (GO): membrane; extracellular region
Molecular function (GO): lipid binding
Source: RefSeq, a predicted model, not a curated record
UAAGAAAGACAAAAAGGUGAGUUUCGUGUCUCACACCCUCAUCACCAGAGAGGAACAACAAAGAAAGCGUUUUGACAAGUUUUGGACUGGGAUCCCUCUUCACUGGAUAGGGACCCUUUCCUGUCUAGGCAGGAUGGAACAGUGCACGUUGAAGCCAGAUGUGAAAAGAAAUCAACAGAAACAGCCUUUACCUCCACCGAAGCCUGCAAAGGAGGCCAACAGGAACUUGAUCCAGACAGAGACUAGAGGGAAACAAGCCAGAACUCCAGUGGUUCCAUCCAGAGUUAGACCCACUGCAAAGGAACCAAUUGUUAUGGCCAGAAACGGCAGUCGCAAGAGGACACAGGCAGAGCACAUAAAGGGCUCAACAGAAAUGGACAUUUCACCGAUUAAGGCCUCUGAUCCCCGAGAAGAUGAGACCGACUUCAAGCAGGACAAAUUUGGGGGUCUUGGUGGAAUGUUUCAGAAAUUACAAAAAGAUCCAACCCCUACCUUUACAAGCUACAUGUCAGAUAAUGAGAUGCCUGAAGAGCCCACCCCAGAAAAGGAGCAGUCCUCUGAGAACACCAAGAAGAGGCUGAGUCAGGCCAAACAAGACAAAGGAGGACUGAUGAGAGGAAUGUUCCAGAAAGCAACUAAAGACAAACUCUCUUCUCCUUCACUGACGGACAAUUUCUCAGUUCACAGUGAGCUUUUAGCCAGCAACAACAGUAUCUCUGACAACAACAACAUCAAAGAGAAGGGAGGCAUCUUCAGUGGAAUGUUCAAGAAGUCUACCAAACCUGUGGAAGAACCACCUCAAACAGAAGAGGACCAGCAGUCGCUACACAGUGAGCUCUCAGCCAGCAAUGACAGUCUCUCUGACAACAACAACCCUAAGGCAAAAGGAGGACUUUUCAGUGGAAUCCUCAAAAAAUCUCCCAAAGCUCCUCGAGAGGGCACACUUGCAGAGGCAUUACACGGUGAACAUUCAGGCAGCAAUGACAGUCUUUCUAAAAACAACAGUAAAGAGAAAGGAGGCAUAUUCAGUGGAAUGUUCAUAAAAUCCCCCAAGCCUGCUGCUGAUGCUUCUCAACCUGAGGACAAGGGGUCAUUACAGGGUGAGCUCUCAGCCAGCAAUGACAGUCUGGCUGACAACAGCAACCCUAAGGGAAAAAAGGGGCUAUUCAGUGGAAUCCUUAAAAAGACCCCCAAAUCAUCUGGAGAUGAAACACCUGCGCAGGACAAUCUUGCAACAUGCAGUGAGCUCUCAGUCAGCAACAACAGCCUUUCUGAUACCAACAACACCACGGAGAAAGGAAGUUUAUUCAGUGGAAUGUUCAAGAAAUCUCCUAUUCCUGCCGAUGAAGGCUCUCAACAAGAAGAGGAGAGAGGUAAAUUCAGUGGAAUGUUCCGAAAAUCACCUAAACCUGCCGAUGAAGGCUGUCAACCAGAAGAGGACAAGCGGUCAUUACACAGUGAGCUCUCAGCCAGUAAUGACAGUCUCUCUGACAACAGCAACCCUAAGGGUAAAGGUAUAUUCAGUGGAAUGUUCAAAAAGGCUCCUAAAACAGCUGAAGCCUCGCAACCAGAAGAGGAUUCAGAUUUGGGAACAGGCUGUAAUGACAACCUCUCAGAAAGCAAGGAAAAAACAGGGAUUUUGGGACUCACUGGGAUUUUCAAAAGGUCUCCAAGACCAUCGCCAAAGCCAUCCCCACGCUUCACUGUUGAUAAGGACCCUCUUACUGAGUACAAGGAACUCUCUGCCAGCAAUGACAGCCUCUCAGACUUCACCACAAUUAAGGAAAAUCUCUCUGCACAAAGAGAACUCUCAGCCAGCAAUGGUAGUUUUUCCGACACUACAACCACCAGCAUAGAGAAAAAAGGAGUGUUUGCAGGAAUCUUCAGGAGAACUCCAAAACCUUUCGAGCAACAGGACAGUAUGGACACAGAGCCACCUGUGAGAGGUAGUCAGCUGAAGCGCCGGAGGACAAUCAAGAAGAAGAGACGGGUUGUGUCAUUCCAAGUGAAAAGAACUCUCCCGACGAUUCCAAAACGUACUGCUGCUCGGGACUCUGAUAAGGAGCCUAUCAUUGAGGAGGCUGUGGAGUUGCAAGGGCUGGCCCCACUGCAGGAGAGCACAGUGGAGAUCCAGCCUGUGGAGAUGGCAGCAUACCCCACUGAUGGAGUCAACCUUUUGGAGUCUGAAGAGGAGAGCGACGGCUUGUUGGACUGGUGGAGAUCAGUCGAAGGUUGGGAGCAAUGGAAUGAAACAUCCCAUUUCCAAGAGGAUGAAGCAGAUAUGGCGGUGGAGCAGGUGGCUGACCGUGUGUUCAUGGCGGCUCGGCUGUUUGUGCGUCUCUUCAACCAGCGGGGAGCGUCACUGCAGGGCCGUAUCCUGGAGCUGCUGGCCCAGGCCGACGCUGCCGACCAGUUCCACAAGAGGACGGUGACGGCCGCUGUAGGGGGUGGCGUGGCCAGCGUGUGUGGCAGUGUGGCCACCAUCACCGGCCUCAUCCUUGCCCCCUUCACCUUCGGAGCCUCCAUCAUCGUCACCGCUGUUGGCAUCUCCGUGGCGACCGCUGGAAGCAUCGCCUCGGCAACGGCCAACAUCACUGAUACAGUGCACUCCAACAUGGACUGUAAGAAAGUGGAGAAGAUGAUUCAGGGCUACCAGGAGGAGAUCAAGGAUAUCAGGGAGUGUAUGGAGUUUGUACAGGAAGGUAUGGAAGCUCUGCAGGAGGGGAACUUUGAAAAGUACACUGAGAGUGCAACCAAGAAGGCUCUGAACCACAACAUUAAGCACGUGAUGAAGGAGGGGGGGCGGGCCGGAAAGAAACUGAUGAUCAACACAGACAAGCUCAUCAGCACCGUGCAGGUUCUAGGCGUGGCAGGGGGGGCCGCCAAAGCAGUUAAGGCCAUCAGCGUUACCACGGGCGUCAUGUCCGGUCUCUUCCUCGCACUUGACGUCUUCUUCCUCGCCAAGGAUUCCCAUGAGCUGCGCAAGGGCGCCAAGACAAAGUUCGCCUCCGAGAUCCGAGAGAUGUGCAAGGACCUGCAGGACGGGCUACUGGAGCUGAACAAGGUGAAAACCCAGCUGCAGAAAACCAUGGAUGGGAUCGAGCUGGAAGAGUACGAGGAGGAGGAGGAAGUGGAGGUGGAAGUGGAUGAUGACCUGGAGUCAGACCCAGUUAAACUCGCUCAGCUGGAGCAAGAGCUGGACCAGUUAGAGGAGAAGUUGGACAAGAAGGUCCAGGAGGAACAGAAAUGGAAUAAAAGCAAGGAGGAGGCAGCUAAGAGUGAGGAAAGGGAAAUGAAGGAGGAGAAGAAUAGUACAAAGAAGGAUAGUAAUAAAGAGGAGGGAAAGAAGGCGAGACCUAAAAGUAAAACAAUCGAGUUGGGUGAGACUGAGAAAGUGGAGAUGGAGAAAGAGCGGACGACUGAGAGGGGAGACACUAGUGGUAGUGUGAAAGGUGAUACUAGCAGCGUUCAGAAUAAAAAAGGGUCAGAGAAAGGGAAAAAGAAAGAUAAAGGAAUGGAGAGUAGAAACACCAAUGAAAAAGGAAAUGUUGAGGGCAAAAAAGAGAAAGGAAAUGAUAGAGGCAGUACGAAUGAGGAGGGUGAAGAAAAGGCAAGAGAGACUGAAAAACAAAGAGGUAGAGGCAAUAAAAAUGAGCUGGCUGAUACAGAGAAAGGGAUUUCAAAUGAAAAUGUAGAGUCUGAAAGGGGGAAGAGUGAAAGAUUGAAGGAACAAAAAGUAGCUGGAUUGGAGACUAAGAUGAGGGUGAGGGAAACUUCAGAAAGAGGAAACGCAAGCAGACAUAGCAGCAAGACUGACAAAGAGCAAAUCCCGAAGAGGAGUCCGAGGGAGUCAGGCAGUAGAGAUGAAAUACCAGCGAUUGCUCCAGAGAGAAGACGCAGUAAAGAUCUGAAGUGUGGGAGCAUAACUGAAACGGGUGAGAUGGAGAGAACGAGUAAGACUGAAAGGGGUGGGGUAGAGAGGGGGGUUAGGAACUGGAGAGCAGAGAUGGAUAGGGGAAGUCAAGAUAAGCAAAGUGUUGACUUAAAGGGAGACUCAGAGAGGGGGAAGACAAAAGAGGAAUCUGAGGUGAAAAGAACGAGUGGGGUUGAGAGAGGGACAGCUAAAGGGACCUCUAAGGAGGAAAGAGUGAUGGAGAGAAUGUCCAGGAGGGAAAACAAAGACAGGGAGUUGGGGUGUAAGAGGGAAAGAGCUGAGGAAAAGCGUGGGAGUAAGAUUGAGAAAAUACAAAGAAAAUUUGAAAGUGGUAGGGAGGGAGGCAUCAGAAAUGAAGAUGAGGAGGUUCAUCAGAGUGAAAGGGACAGGAAGGAGGGUGAUGUUGAAAGGAAUAGGAGAGAUGGUGAUGCUGAGCAGAAGCCUCUCCGCCAAGGCGCUCAUCCACGCUCCAAAGCCAUCUGCCAAUUUUACAUCUGAUGCAUUAUUAACUGAGUACUUAAAGAAGUAUUCUAAAAGGUAUUAACCUAGUGUUUGGUUUUAUAUUAUUUACUUGGAGACAAAUUGAGACAAAGACAGUCAGUGUUUUAAAUAUUUGAUAGAGCAACGGAACUCAAAUGUGCCUUUUUAUACACAUUUUUCAUGACAAAGAGAUUUUUUAAACUGUAAAGAUUGUUGUAUGAAAAUGAAUUUCCCGUGGACCGACAUACAUAAACAAUUGUCUGGAAGGAAUGGGAUGUAUGGAAUAACAAGCAGCAGAAGUUCCGUUUUUUUUUUUUUUUUUUGUCACUGGUUAUCUGGACAAGUCACAAUUUCGCAGGUGUUAGCAUGUUUAGAAUUUCAGAAGUGAAGUGGACAUUCGGCCAUAACUUUCAAAUGUGGUGGAGCUCCUUGUUCCGCUCCUCAUUCUAGCAUCUCUUCCAUCCCUUCACUUAACAUGUGUGGACCUAGAAUUUAAUCGAGCACCUGACCAAAUGCUGGGGACUUUAGUUCUCGGUUAACCAACAUUAUAUGAACAAAUCGCUGUCCAAAAGCUGGUAGCAAUUCAUACAGAUGUCAAUUAACUCCAUAGGAAGAGUCGCACUGACUCAAAGCACUUUAUAGAGCAAUGGCUGCUGCUCAUUGGGCCGAUUCUGACCCGAAUUAAGCGCACAUAAAUGGAACGUAAUUACUUUUUUUAUGCACUUUUCUCUCUAUGCGUAUUCUGACCUAAACUUAAGCAAGAGAAAAGCAUGCUAUUCACCCGCUAUUUGUUCGGGGUGGAGAUCUAAUAAAAUGGAGGUGUGGCAGAGGUGUGUUUAUAGAUCCUCCAUAUUCUAAUUUUGCCUUAAUUCCCUCAUAAUUCCACCACCUUUAUGCAAAGGAAAUCAUGAAUAAGGUUAGAACGAACCUGCCGGUUUCAAGUGGGAAAAGCAUCUACUUUAUUUUAUAUAUAUAUAUAUAUAAAUAACAGCAUUCUCCAUGCACUGUAAUACAUACAUUGAUAAGAGUAUAUAAGUGAGUAACCCGUUUGGAGAAAGGGAUUGAAAAUACACAUAGCAAUUGUUUUAGAUCAUUCAUAGUUAUGAUCCCUGGAGAAGAACGUGAAACCAGUCAUAUGGAAGAAAACUGAAAAUCAUAUCAACAUGAUGUGUAUUGCGGCCCCUUUUCCAAAGUGAAGUAGGCUCUAAAGAGCUGUACCGUUAUUAUGAAUUAUGAACCUGACGAUUUGAUGCAUGCGCUUUCGAAUGUUUUAAUGGUAUGCCCGGGCAUUUCUACGUUUUAUUUUACAAUUUGUAUCAUGUUAAAUAUGAUCCACUAUUGGGAACCACCACCAGUAAUACCCACAUACAUUUAUAACUGUCACUUUAAUGUUCGUUUUCUUCCAUUUGUAGCUUCCAUUUUGCAUCAUUCCGUUUACGUGUCUUUCCUCUGUCACGUCUGUGGACGUUAGUGGUUCAUAUUAGGCUAAUGUUGUGCAAUAAUUUGGGACAUGUAGCCUAUUUGAAUCAUUAUGGAACUCAGACCACACGUAGCAGGUUAAACCUGGAGCCUGGCACACGGUUCACGACGACUGGACCAGUCACAUAGUUCCAUGAUUAGUGAGGAAUAGGAUAGAUAUAAUUAUUGUUCAUUCCUAUUGUGCACUUUUCCCCACCUUACAAUAUUUAAUGGAUUGAAUAUGACAACUUUCAGGGUGUAUUUUUUUUAUUCAUAAAUGCAUUCUGUGCGUAAAUGUUCUCCAAACCUGUUUUUUUUUAUUUUAUGAUUCAUACAUACUUUCUUAACCCUAAAAUGUGUUUAAAUAAUCAGAGUAUUUUUAAAUCUACCAGUUGGUGCUGAAACGGAGACGAAUAUGCAUAUAUUUAGAUGGCUUUCUUUUAUUGAUCUCUAUAUUCUGAACCCAUUCUCAAUGUCUUCUAGUCAGUCUGUUGACAAUUUGAAUUAAAAAAAAGGUACACAGUAUUUAAAAGGGAUGGCUUAAAAUGAGCGUAGGUUACUGAAAAUCCUGUUGAAAGAAAACUGACCAGGAAGUGAGAGGGAUUUCAGCAGUUGAAUUAACCUUUUCAUGGGUGAGUUCCAAAUAUCUUUAACGGUCCCCAGCGUGUUUUUUUUAUGCACGUGAUGUCAGAAUGCACUCACCAGCUUGGUUUCCAACCAAUUGGCAACAGAUUUUUUGUGUGAGUGUGUGAGUGAGUGAGUGAGAGGAGAGAGAGCGGGAAGAAUGAAUCUGGUGAAAAUUUAGCCUAACAUGGAAUGUGAUUAUCACAAUACGGUGUGCAUGGCAACACAUGAUGUCAUGACACAUUAUUAUGAGGCAACACCAUGUAAUCAGUCUUCUGCAUUUCUUUGCGACUGUCAUCAGUUGUGUGUCUGUCUCUGUGUUAUAUCUUUAUAAUGGCAGACACUUGAGCUGAUUCCAGACCAGCUGGACAGGACAUAAUUCUAUCAGCCUUCAAGGGGAAUCCAUCUUUAGCUUUUGUCAGGUCACACACAAGUUUACAUACAGAGACGUGUUGUAUAUUUGUGUAUCAUGAAUUAGUGUCUUCACCAGCCCAAUCUAGUGACCACCAUCCUCUGGACUCAGCCAGCCUAAACGGACAGGUAUACACAUCACUGGGACAUUGUUUCUAGGGCUGUCCUGGACUAAUCUUGGUUGACCGAAAAUAGUCUUCUUUUGACCAAAUGUUUGUACAAUCAACUAUAUGCAUUGAGCUUGUCUGAUGCUUUAAAGUUACGGUUUGAUGAAAUAAGACACAAAUGACUCAAGAGGGAGCGAGAGAUCAAGAUAACCAGAAGAAGAAAAACUUAACCUUAACCAACCAUUCUCCUCCCGCUCCUGCUGGCUUUCGCAGAUAAUGCCAUUACUCUCCUGAAGUUGUCGGUAAUAGGCUACAAGAAGAGGCUGCAACUUUUCUCAUGUGGAAUUCAAAUGUAUCUUACCAUUUCUACCGAUCUGUGUGCCAGUUAUGGUUUUCAUAUGCACAUUUUCAUGGUUUCAUAGUUUCAUUUAAUUUAUAACAGCCUAAUGCCAAUUAUAUCUCAAUCAGUGUGAUGUGAUUCAUCAAAAUUCUAUCCAAAUCUAAAUGAAAAUGAUAAACCUAAA